Paramecium tetraurelia is the source of this 429-nucleotide messenger RNA. RefSeq lists its product as uncharacterized. The record is from RefSeq and is a predicted model, not a curated record. The transcript is spliced from 2 exons. Lineage: Eukaryota; Ciliophora; Oligohymenophorea; Peniculida; Parameciidae.
AUGAUAGAGAAUGAUCUCGAAAAUAUGAAAAUUAUGUUAAAUAAUGAUAAUCCAAUGCCAAUAAGUACUUUAUAAUAUGUUUUACUACCAAAAUGCAAAGAUGAAAUUUUCACCAGAAAGAAUAACUAAAAUUAUAUAAAGUCAUAUUUAUCUUAGGGAGUAAACCCUAAAAAUAUAGUUCCAACCAAUCUUGAGGAUGGAAUUUGGGUUGGUCUUCCAAAUCAAACCCAAAAUUAGUUUACGAAGUCAAUACUUAAGGAUGCCUAAAAAUAUACUGAACAGUUAAAUUACACCAUAAACAGAUAUUCUGAAUAUACUUAAAUGAAUAGUAUAAUAAAAUCGUGUAACACAUCAAGAAAAGGUACAAAACGAGUGACUUUCGAGAAUUCGGAAACAUUACCUGAAAAAUAUUAUUAACCUAAAUAAUGA